GAGACCGGGGUUGUAAAUAGGUACAAGAGACAAAGCUUAUGCAAAUCGCAGGCGGCGUGGCACGGGGCAGACAUGAUGCAGUCACCCACUCCUAUUCGAGGCGUGGGGGGUGGGGGUAGGUAUUGUCUCAAAGCGUAUAUAAACCGUUUUAUUUAGUCGUGUGCCAUACUCGCUGCUCACACGAGCUCAUUGCACCGAUCAGAAGAAAGCAACUUCAGUCGCGUGUCGCUGGAAGAAGUCAUCGCAAGAGGGAGAGGGCUGACACAAUCCCGCAUCCACCCUUCUCAAUAAUGGAGUACUCACAUUCCGAUUAUGAAAACAGCGAGCUCUCUUUCCCAAUGACAGACGAAGAAGACAGCGCGAGUUUCAUCAUUUCGUCGCCCAUCUCGUCGGCGGGCAACUCUUCCGCCGGGCUGUCGGCAGGACAGGCGCCAGGUUCAGCCUGCGAGCGACCGGACGAUGCGAGGGACAAGAAGCGCAAGCCGAGGGGUCGGUCGAGGGCGAAGCCUCAGGGCGGCCUGCACCUGGUGAAGAGAAGCCGGAGAACCAAGGCCAACGACCGCGAGAGGAACCGCAUGCACAACCUGAACUCGGCCCUCGACAACCUCCGCGGCGUCCUGCCCACCUUCCCCGACGACGCCAAGCUCACCAAGAUCGAAACGCUGCGAUUCGCUCACAACUACAUCUGGGCUCUGUCCGAAACUCUGAGGUUGGCCGACCAGUGCGUGGACAGUGGCAGAAAGCCAGCGAUGCUGCCCGCUUACCUGAAAGCACUGGAGCCUCCUAGCCCCGGCAGCGAUGCGGGAUCGUGGCUGACCACGCCGUCCUCCUCCCCCGCGACUACUUGUACCUCCAACCCCACCAGCCCUUCCACCUCCGAGGACUACUCGUACAAAAGACAAUCAGACAGCUUCUUCCCAUUCCGCACUAUACAGAAAGAGUUCCUGAACGAGGUGUCUUACUUCAAUGAUUAUCACUGAAGGACUUCAACCCCCGAACUCACAAAGUGACUGUUUCACAACUAUGCCUUAUAAUUACAUGAUCGGUGUUCCUUCCAGAAAUUGUCAGCAGGGGAAAUGAGUAGGAUGUUUUUGUUAGAACACAAAGUGAUGGAUUUAAUAUAAGCGGGUCAGGCAGCAUCACUGGAG
Molecule: messenger RNA, 1148 nt
Organism: Amblyraja radiata (thorny skate)
Lineage: Eukaryota; Metazoa; Chordata; Chondrichthyes; Rajiformes; Rajidae
Gene: neurog1
Product: neurogenin 1
Exons: 2
Coding region: 291-980 (229 amino acids)
Biological process (GO): sensory organ development; positive regulation of transcription by RNA polymerase II; axon development
Cellular component (GO): nucleus
Molecular function (GO): DNA-binding transcription factor activity, RNA polymerase II-specific; E-box binding; protein dimerization activity
Source: RefSeq, a predicted model, not a curated record